CUUUCUGUGUACCACAGUGUCAUAGCAACUGAUGUCAGGCAAGGCAGAGAGCUAGAUAAAGCUGGCGAAUAAAGCAGACUAGAAAUUAAUAUCUGGCGGCAUACAUAGAGCUUGCAGAUACCUAUUUCCGGUGCUCCUGAUGAAAGAUUAAGGAACCACAGUAGUUCCAAGAUGGCAUUAGCAAGUGGACACUGGAUUACAAAAGAAGUGAUUGGGGACGCUCCAAGUCCUAGACACGGACAUGCCUUGGCAAUCGCGGGAAAUAUAGCGUUUAUAUCUGGAGGCUGUUCCUUUAAUGAUACGUCUGAUGAUCAGCCAACAUAUUUCAAUGACUUCUACAUGUUGACAAUUACUUCCACUGAAUUGACAUGGGAAAUGAUACCACAAGAUGGCCACAUUCCUUGUCCAAGAGAAGGUCAUUCACUUUGUGUAGUAAAAGGCAAGAUAUAUUUAUUUGGAGGUUCUUCAAGCACGAAUGCUGAGCGUUCCCUUCCAGGAGUCUACACCUUUGAUCUUGGUUCCUUAAUGUGGCAGAAAGUUGCAGCCACUGGCAUCGCACCUCAGACUCUCAAUCACAGUUCAGCUGCAGUUGGAGAAAACAUCUACGUAUAUGGGGGUACACUAUGCGGAAAAACUGUUGAUGACCUGCAUGUGUUCAACACGGUAUCCCAAAGCUGGACCCCUGUCAAAACCUCUGGUUCAGCCCCUGGUGCCAGAUCAGGCCAUGCUUUUGCAACGAUCGGAGAAAUCAUCUAUAUGUUUGGAGGUUGUUCCGACGAAGAUGAAUAUUGCACUGAUCUGUUUGCACUGGACACAGUAUUGUUAACGUGGCAGAAGUGUGAUGUCAAGGGAGAAAAGCCCAUCGGAAGGAUGCAGCACACAUUUACAGCUCACCAUGAUAAGGACAUUUAUUUGUUUGGAGGAACUUCCAAGUCUGAAGAUGGGAGUCAAAUACCAAGGAAUGAUAUUAUGAAAUUAAGUUUAGCGCGGAUGAAAUGGAAGAUGCCACUCUACGUAGGAAUCCCCCCCGCUUGCAGACGGAACCAUGUGGCGUUUAUUCUUCAUAGCCAUCUUUAUAUCCUUGGCGGCACAAAUGAAAAAGAAUUAAAUGAUCUCAUGGGAAUGAAACUGAUAAAUCCUUCUGACAGACAGCCUAUUAUGAAGGAGAUUCUUUCAGAACUGGGAAUCCAGGGAGUAAGCAGCAGGUUUACUCCCACCAAAAUCCCCAAAGUGAAAUACGAAUUGACAGAAUCUCCUUUGCUAAGUGGAUCUGUUUCUCCGCCGCCUCCUGUUCUGACACCUCAGCUGCAGGAUUUACACUCUGUGCGUAACCAAGCAAUGGACAUGAUUACAAAGGCCUUUACUUUGCUGGACUCCGAGUUUCAGAAGCUCAGCACUGCAAAAGCUGAACUGGUCCAGGAAACAUUGACUUUUCAACGUGAAAAAGAGCAGUUCAACAAACAUUUUAAAAAUCAACAGAAGGAGCUCCAAGAGAUGCUGGAGAAGCACAAAGCUCAGAAUGAAGCGUGGCUCCAAGCCAGAGCAGAAGAGAAUGACAAAGAAAGAAAAGAGCUCUGCAAACUGAGGGAAGAGAUUCUCAAUGACCAGGAAAGAUUGAGAGACGAACAGCAAAGCGUUUAUCAGCGCAAUCAGCAGCUCCUUUCUAUAAUGCAGCAGUUCAAAGGAAUGUGAACCGUUUGCUGAAUAAAGCCUGGUCACAUGCUCUAGAUCAUAGCAGCUACACAGCACAACUUGAACAACUGAGCUCUUAUGUAACAAAGAUCCCGUUACCAUACAAACUGAAGUUUGAUCUCGAUAACUUUCCAUCCGGCCCUAGGAUGAUGGUUCAAUUAAAUCCCCACCCACUUUGGGAAAUAUUCUGAGUUUUUGAUUCAGUAUUUUAUAUGUGUAUUUAUAUAUCUCAGGUGCUUGUAUGUGCUGACAUGGCAUUUUAAAAUAGACAAAAGGAAUAUAAUGCUAUAUUCAUAACUUGGAAAAUUUGUUCUUGUUAAGAAAGAUUAAUGGAUUUGCAAAGCUAGGAAACAGGGAGAGAGAUUAUGAUCAGAAAGCCGCUUUGAUUCCCUCUCCCUUUUUCAGACUUUGGAAUGGGAUACACUAGGAGACCUGAAUUCUGCUCCAAUCCUUACCUGGUAGAAGUUACUAUCUGAAAUGACAGUACUGAGGACUACUGAGAACAUAUGAGGAAAGGACUGGUGGAGGAAGGGUGAAAUGUAAAUUCUUUUUUCCUCCUUGUCAAAAAUUUGGGCAUGUUGGAUCUGUGCACAUUAACUCUUAACUUUUUGUGAGUGUCAUAGCUACAGUGUUCUGUGAGUUUGCAGUAAGAGGUAGGGGUGUGUGUGUGUGUGUGUGUUAAUGGAUUUUGAUUUGGGAGGAUUGGUAGAACAAUCAUGCUGGAAUCAAAGAUAGGUCACUACUGUGCCAGUGGAAGAGUCUGAAAAACAUACUGUACCAUUGAUGUGAUUAUUUGAAAAUCACUUUCCUGCAGGUAGUUUGAGGAUCAGAAAGCACCUUGUGCCAUACAGUGAGAGAAAAAUGAGAGUUUUUAUCUGAAUAAAGUUUGUGUUUGUAAUA
Podarcis raffonei (Aeolian wall lizard) is the source of this 2592-nucleotide messenger RNA. RefSeq names its product actin-fragmin kinase-like. Lineage: Eukaryota; Metazoa; Chordata; Lepidosauria; Squamata; Lacertidae. The transcript is spliced from 19 exons. The record is from RefSeq and is a predicted model, not a curated record. The coding region runs from base 172 to 1692 and encodes 506 amino acids. Gene Ontology annotation, molecular function: protein binding.